GACGGGCCGCCCGAACUGAACCGCCAGAGCCCCAACUCCUCCUCCUCCUCGUCCUCCUCGUCGUCUUCUUCGCGCCGAGGGGCGCACGGCGGCCUGGUGAGCGGCCUCCCUCCCGGCGGCGGCCAGGGGCUCAACGUGCCGCCCAACCUGCUCCCGCAGACGCUGCUGAACGGGCCGGGCGGCGGCGGGGUGGCGCUGCCUCCUCCGCGGGGGCCGCCGGCGUCCUCCUCGUCCUCCUCCUCCUCGUCGUCCUCCUCUUCUUCCUCGUCGUCGUCCUCGACAGCGUCCUCCGGCGAGGCGUGCGGGAAGCGGCCGGGCUCGGUGUCGAGCAGCGGCGACCAGGAGCGGGAGCUGAAGGAGAAGCAGCGCAACGCGGAGGCGCUGGCCGAGCUGAGCGAGAGCCUGCGCAACCGGGCCGAGGAGUGGGCCAGCAAGCCCAAGCUGGUGCGCGACACGCUGCUGACGCUGGCCGGCUGCACGCCCUACGAGGUGCGCUUCAAGAAGGACCACGCGCUGCUGGGCCGCGUCUUCGCCUUCGACGCCGUCUCCAAGCCCGGCCUGGACUACGAGCUGAAGCUCUUCAUCGAGUACCCCACCGGCUCGGGCACCGUCUUCUCCAGCGCCUCCGGCGUGGCCAAGCAGAUGUACCAGGACUGCAUGAAGGACUUCGGCCGCGGCCUCUCCUCCGGCUUCAAGUACCUCGAGUACGAGAAGAAGCACGGCUCGGGCGACUGGCGCCUCCUGGGCGACCUCCUGCCGGAGUCGGUGCGCUUCUUCAAGGAGCUGGUGGGCGCCGACAUGCUGCCCCAGCCCUACAUCGACGCCUCCUGCCCCAUCCUGCCCAACGCCCUGGUCGGCCUGCCCCGCGCCGCCGCCGCCGCCGUGGCCCCCGGCAUGGACCAAGUGCACCCCCCCAACAUUCCGGACUCUCCCAUGGCCAACAGCGGACCCCUGUGCUGCACCAUUUGCCACGAACGCUUGGAGGACACCCACUUUGUGCAGUGCCCCUCGGUGCCCAGCCACAAGUUCUGCUUCCCCUGUUCCCGGGAGAGCAUCAAGGCCCAGGGGGCGACGGGCGAAGUCUAUUGCCCCAGCGGCGAGAAAUGCCCCUUAGUCGGUUCCAACGUGCCUUGGGCAUUUAUGCAGGGCGAGAUUGCGACCAUUUUAGCUGGCGAUGUGAAAGUGAAAAAGGAGAGAGACCCUUGAGAAAACAAAACACAGCCCAGCGACACACACAGGCAGCAAACUCAACUCCCUUCAGCCUUCUGAAGAUGUAGAAUUGUGAAUAUUGAAAACAACCCCCCGCCCCACGAGAAACAGUACUGCAAAAAGUUUAGUCUUAUGUAUAGACCUUAUUUUCGUCGUAUGUUUCUAUAUUUUGAAACAAAGGUAUGUACCCUUCUUCAUUUGAAGGAUAGAGCUGUUCUUUACCCCCCCUCCCCGUUUUUGUUUUGUUAAAAACAGAAUAUAAUAUUUGUUUGGUUACCACAUAAUACCUGUUUCUCAUUUCUUUGGCAGUGUGUUGGCUAGGUACACAGUUUAAUAGCCGUUAGCUAUUCCUUGCUGCUGGUGUGUAUUUUUGUAAAUGUAUGCACUUCUCUAAAAGAAGAAAAAUGAAAAAAAAAAUAAAAAACUUUCUUUUUGCCAAGGCCAGUGUUGACGCCUAAAAGAAAAAAAAAUGCUACAAAAUGGUGACAAGCUUAUGUUUUACAAGCCCAGAGGUGUUAGUCGUUCACUUUUUUCCUUUAUUCCCCUCCUUUUCUUGUUUUCUUUUAAUUUUCUUUUUUGUUUGUUUGCAAAAUGGUGGGGUGGUAUGGGGGUGUUUUGUUCCAACUUUGUAAAGAAAAUGUUUCAGUUUGUUUCUAUUGAUCUCUGAACGUUUUACUCUCUUUUUUUUUGCUUUAUUGAUGCACGGAAGCUUUUGAACACUAGAGCAAAAUUUGCUGUACAUGGAAAACAUGCUCUGUUUGUCCUUUAUACAUUUCUGUAGUUAACAGAACACUGUAAUGUGCCUUGGAGCUUAGUAAAUUGUAAUAAAUUCAAUUGAUAUUAAUA
This is a messenger RNA of Gekko japonicus, 2055 nucleotides long. It is a transcript of the gene IRF2BPL, whose product is annotated as interferon regulatory factor 2 binding protein-like. Gene Ontology annotation, cellular component: nucleus. The transcript is spliced from 2 exons. NCBI's taxonomy places the organism in Eukaryota, Metazoa, Chordata, Lepidosauria, Squamata, Gekkonidae. Gene Ontology annotation, biological process: regulation of transcription by RNA polymerase II. The record is from RefSeq and is a predicted model, not a curated record. The annotation marks the transcript as partial. Gene Ontology annotation, molecular function: transcription corepressor activity.